CAGCCUGUUGUGUUGUGUGGUCCCAGCCUGUUGUAUUGUGUGGUCCCAGCCUGUUGUGUGUGGUGUCAGGUUGUUACAUACUGAGACAGCAAAAAAAUGAAUUAUUCCAUGCAAAUGGAAUAAGUUAUUUUCUAUUCUCUUCAGUUAGUGUUUGAGGCUAGCACCACGCCAUGGAGGACCACAACGUUCACCAGACCGAGCACAUGACCACCAUCGAGGAGCACGCCGUGCAGCAGGUACAUGUGGCCACGUACACAGAUCACAGCAUGCUGAGCGCCGACGAGGACUCGCCCUCAUCCCCUGACGACGACGUCUAUGAUGACUCAGACAUCCUUCACUCGGCCGGCAAUGACGAGAUGACCGCGCACCUGGCAGCCGCAGGCCCAGUAGGCAUGGCUGCAGCUGCUGCCGUAGCAACGGGCAAGAAACGCAAGAGGCCCCACAUCUUCGAGUCCAACCCGUCCAUCCGCAAGAGACAACAGACACGCCUUCUGAGGAAACUGCGAGCCACCCUGGAUGAGUACACCACCAGAGUUGGCCAACAGGCCAUCGUUCUGUGCAUCUCUCCCUCCAAACCCAACGCUUUGUUCAAGGUGUUUGGUGCUGCGCCGCUGGAGAAUGUGGUGAGGAAGUAUAAGGGCAUGAUCCUGGAGGACCUGGAGAAUGCCCUGGCCGAGCACGCACCCCCCGGGGGGGAACUAACCUCUGAGCUGCCCCCCCUCACCAUUGACGGCAUCCCCGUCUCUGUGGACAAGAUGACACAGGCGCAGCUGCGAGCGUUCAUCCCAGAGAUGCUGAAGUAUUCGACGGGCAGGGGCAAGCCUGGCUGGGGCAAGGAGAGCUGCAAGCCCAUCUGGUGGCCAGAGGACAUCCCCUGGGCCAACGUGCGCAGCGACGUGCGCACUGAGGAACAGAAACAGAGGGUGUCGUGGACGCAGGCGCUGCGGACCAUCGUGAAGAACUGCUACAAGCAGCAUGGGCGCGAGGACCUGCUGUACGCCUUUGAGGACCAGGUGCCACAGCACACGGCCAUGACCACAGCCACCCACAGCAUCACCCACCUGGUGCCCUCACAGACCGUGGUGCAGACCAUCAGCAACCCCGACGGCACCGUCUCCCUCAUACAGGUGGGCACAGGGCAGACGGUGGCCACUCUGGCCGAUGCUUCGGAGCUGCCAGGCACAGUGACCGUAGCCCAGGUCAACUACACUGUGAACGACGGAGAGUUGAUGUGUGGUGAGCUUUCUGGCGCAAAGGGGCAGUCCAGACCACACCCAGGUGGGUUCUACACAUUGGUCAUGGAUGAGAAUAUGUCGGUGUGUCGCACGUUACCGAUGGAGGUGUCGCCACAGUUUAUUGUUGAGCAGAACUGGGCGACUCUGCAGGGUGGGGAGAUGACCAUACAGACCACACAGGCGUCCGAGGCCAAUCAGGCGGUCGCGUCCCUCGCCGAGGCCGCUGUCGCCGCCUCCCAGGAGAUGCAGCAGGGAGCCACCGUCACCAUGGCACUUAACGGUGAGGCUGCGGCCCAUGCAGUGGCGACGCUGGCUGAGGCCACCCUACAGGGAGGAGGUCAAAUCGUUCUGGCCGGGGAAACGGCGGCUGCUGUAGGAGCACUGACUGGAGUGCAAGAUGGCAGCGGUACGUACCACACAACCCCUCAACAACUAUUGUCAGGCCUGGUGCAGAUCCCAGUCAGCAUGUACCAGACGGUGGUUACCAGCCUAGCCCAGGGGAACCGGCCCGUACAAGUGGCCAUGGCGCCCGUGGCCACACGCAUCGACAACACGGUCACACUGGACGGCCAGGCAGUAGAGGUAGUGACUCUGGAGCAGUGACACUGAAUCCUCCCUUGGCAGGUGUGUUCCACUGGAACAAAGUCCCAAAAUGGCCGCCGCCGGGAGCUGAGGGAGGGAUAGUCCGUUUUCACCAUAGAGAUAGAUAGAGGGCUCAUCUUUGUAUCUGUGCCAUUAUAGCGUCUGUGACAGCAUGGGCAGUGCCAUUGAGGCCAUCUCCAUUUUGAAUUAGUCCAUUUUCCUCUUCACGAUUGACUGAUCCCUCCUGAUAACCCGGUUUGACAUUACUCCGUCAGUGGAGGAUCAGCCAAUGAAGUUGGAAGUCCCCCACCAGUUGACUACAUUAAAAUGGUGGAAACCCUAAAUGGCGCUGCCCAUGCUAAUACAGCCUUUUGGCCAGUAGAGGCCUCUAUCAUUCUCUAUGGUUUCCACAUGCUGCGCUCUGUACAAUGUAAAAAAAUAUAUUUUUUAUGUACAUCUGCAGGGGAAUAAAAAGUGACGGAUUUAUCAAUGCAUUGUUUACUAUGUGUGUGUAUAUAGUAGGAGAUGUUUUUUGUUUGAAUGUCCAUUUUUAGCUUUGAUGUUGAGCAUUGUGUGACAUGGGUUAGAGAGUAUUUAGUAUUUAUUUCUGCACACCUUAACAUUUACUUAAAGAAUAACCAAAAAGCCAAGGAGGACGCCACCACCACCAAUUCACCUUUCAUUCUGAACCUAUAUCACAGUCCCAUUAAUGAUGUUUUGGUACGAUGUGUGUGAGUGUUAUUCCAUGUUUGUUAUAGAAUGCGGUUACCAAAUCACAAUCACUCUCUGCUCUGUUGUCAUGGACUUCAUAUGCAAUCAGGUUGUGCCGAAACCCUGGAACCUUUCCACUAAUUCCACCCCCUGCUAUAUUAGUCAAUGUUCCUCUUGUACCCUGGAUGUCUACGAAGCAUCCCAAUUAUCAACUGUCCACUGUAAGACACUUCACUGCCUAGAAUGAUUCCAAUGAAACAUUACUUCUGAAAUAUGUUACCUGUUGUUGUGUGGUUUAUUGUACUGUAGUCCACUCCACACACAUACUGGGAUUUGUGAAGACUCAGGAUUUAUUAGUAAGGUAUUUUUUUGUGCUGGAUAUUUGACGACCUGGCUAGGCAGCCAUUUUGACUCCAGAGAAUAUCACAAUUGGUGUCUCUAAUGCAUGAGUAGCUGUCCCUUUUUUGAGUGUUUUUUAUUUUAAACAAAGACGCUCCUUUUGAUGUCAGUGGUAGGAACGUAUUCUAAAUAAUUUUAUAAAUUGAGGGGGACUGUACUGUAUACUACAGAGCAUUCAAUGACUUUUGUAUUUGUACAGAAUACGUGUGCAUUUGUCUGGUUUGAUAUGACGGUAUGAAUAAAUUCAGCUCAUUACAGAGAAUCCUCUCCGUAGAAUUAAUGAUUUAGGAAAUACAUGAGGUGACUGAAUUACACCAAGCAUGCAGUCCAUGUGAUCGCCCAAUAAAGUGACUACUGUUCACCGGU
Salvelinus namaycush (lake trout) is the source of this 3293-nucleotide messenger RNA. Its product is annotated as nuclear respiratory factor 1. Gene Ontology annotation, cellular component: nucleus. Lineage: Eukaryota; Metazoa; Chordata; Actinopteri; Salmoniformes; Salmonidae. Bases 171 to 1838 code for a protein of 555 amino acids. The record is from RefSeq and is a predicted model, not a curated record. Gene Ontology annotation, molecular function: RNA polymerase II cis-regulatory region sequence-specific DNA binding; DNA-binding transcription factor activity, RNA polymerase II-specific. Gene Ontology annotation, biological process: regulation of transcription by RNA polymerase II. The transcript is spliced from 12 exons.